This is a messenger RNA of Zasmidium cellare ATCC 36951, 1836 nucleotides long. RefSeq lists its product as uncharacterized. Gene Ontology annotation, biological process: proteolysis. Gene Ontology annotation, cellular component: fungal-type vacuole. Gene Ontology annotation, molecular function: serine-type carboxypeptidase activity. The transcript has 6 exons. Bases 1 to 1836 code for a protein of 611 amino acids. The record is from RefSeq and is a predicted model, not a curated record. Lineage: Eukaryota; Fungi; Ascomycota; Dothideomycetes; Mycosphaerellales; Mycosphaerellaceae.
AUGGCGUCUCUCAUGCGAGCUGCGGCCGUGUGCCUCACGCUCUCGACAGCUGCAUUCGCCCAAUUCGUCCCAGCACCCACCGAUCUGAAGAAGAGCAAGGGAUUUCUCAAUCUGCCCGUGCGCUGGAAAGAGGUGCCAGAGGGGACUUGCGAGCUCACGCCGGGCGUCAAGUCGUAUAGUGGAUAUGUGGAUGUGGCUCCGAGUCAGAGCAUUUUCUUUUGGUUCUUUGAGGCACGCGAGAAGAACCCUGAGGAUGCGGAGCUUACUGUUUGGAUCAAUGGCGGUCCAGGUUCUUCGUCCAUGAUCGGCCUGUUUCAAGAGCUGGGACCUUGCUAUGUGGAUGCGGACGGCAAAGUCGUUAACAACCCAUACGCUUGGAACAAUGUCUCGAACAUGCUCUUCAUAGACCAUCCAGCACAAGUCGGCUUCUCGUACUCGAACCCAGUCCCAGCAUACACAUCCCAAGCGGGUUCAAUCAUCCAGCUCCCAAGCGCAGAGUGCCCCGAAUACGCGGCGGACAAGGACUGUGGCACAUAUUCCUACCCCAACGAAACAAAUACAGCCAACGAUACGAUCAGCGCCGCUCCCAGCAUGUGGAAGACGCUGCAAGGGUUCAUGGGUGCUUUCCCCCAAUACUCGCGAAACGACUUCAACUUCGCGACUGAGUCGUACGGUGGACACUACGCACCACUUUUCAAUCAGUACAUCGAAUCGCAGAACGAUUUGAUCAAGAGCGGCAAACUUCACGGUGCGAAAUAUAUCGACUUGAAGACGGUGCUGAUUGGCAACGGCUGGUAUGAUCCUCUAAUCCAGUACCAAGCCUACUACAACUACACGGUCUAUCCGGGCAAUACAUACGACUACUCGCCCUACAACAAGAGCACGCAAGAGAUGGUCUACAACAGCAUGUACGGCAAGGGAAACUGCUACGACCAGACGGUGGACUGCAACACGCGGGGGAUCAACGAGAUCUGUGCGGCAGCCGACACCUUCUGCGCCAAUGAAGUCGAGUCGAGUGAGUUUGAAAGAAGAGCCCAUGAGUUUUCGACGAGCAAAGACACGAUUGCUAACGAGAAGUCAUCAGUCCUGGACACCGUGACCGGCCGAGACGAAUACGACAUCCGCGAACUGACGCCCGAUCCCUUCCCCUACAACUUCUACGUCGACUAUCUGAAUACGCCAGAACUGCAAAAAGCUAUCGGGGCAUUCGUCAACUACUCCGACUCCAGCAGCACCGUGGGGAGCGCUUUCGGAAGCACAGGCGACGAUGAUCGUGAGGAAGGGACCAUUGAAGCGGUGCGGAAGCUCGUGGCCAAGGGCGUGUAUGUGGUGGAAUAUAACGGCGAUGCUGAUUACAACUGCAACUGGCUCGGCAACGAACUCGUCGCCACCUCCCACGCCACCCCAGGCUACUCCCACGCCGGCUACACCAACCUAACCACCAGCGACUCCCCGCACACCAUCCACGGCCAAGUCAAACAAGCCGCCAACUUCGCCUUCGUCCGCAUCUACGAAUCCGGCCACGAAGUCCCCUUCUACCAACCCCUCGCCGCCCUCGAACUCUUCGACCGCGCCAUCCACGGGAAGGAUAUCGCGACGGGGAAAGUGGACAUUGUGAAAGGGUGUGGGUAUUUGACGAAAGGGACUGUGAGGAGUGAGUAUCGGGAGGGGAAUGCCAUGAUUCAGACGAAGGUGUUGAAGGAUGAUGCGAUCUAUAAUACGACCACGAAUGGGCCGGAUCUAUCCGCCAAGAAGAAGAGAUCUAGUGGGAGGCGAAGGAGUGAACGGCGGAGGAAGCCGGCUUUGAGGAGUUUGUUGGAGGGCAGUGGUCGUUAA